Anguilla rostrata (American eel) is the source of this 2104-nucleotide messenger RNA. Its product is annotated as protein rapunzel-like. The record is from RefSeq and is a predicted model, not a curated record. The coding region runs from base 342 to 1544 and encodes 400 amino acids. The transcript is spliced from 2 exons. Lineage: Eukaryota; Metazoa; Chordata; Actinopteri; Anguilliformes; Anguillidae.
AGAUUACAUGUUAUGUUUCGUUUAAAAAAUGUCUGUUUGGGAAGGCCUUCUGAAUAGCCCCCGCAUCAAAGUAAAGUCAACGGCGAUUUCUCCGUUAGCGUCGUGAUUGGUGUCGCCCAGUGAAAGUGCAGAGCAGUUUCGCUUCCGCUGUGAUCAGGCCACUCCCUUCUUCAACAGGAAGUGUAUCAUGAGCCAUCAGGAAGCGGAAACCAAAACAUCCAGUCAGUUGGUUUAAAUUAGCUCUUUAGAAAGGGGCAACAAGCAACGCAGCCAGGAUUAAGAAAACAACAUUUGAGGAAUCAGUGGAGCCUCCUGUUUUCUGUGACAUCAUUGAUACAGUGAUGUCGGUCGGCGAGGCGACAGUGGCCUCCAGGCUGAAAAAGCAGCUGGCCGACAAGAAGGAAUCGGUGGAAGCCUUCAUGGAGAUGCUGGAGAAAGGGGCGGAGCUUCUGGCGGAGACGGUGGGCGAGAUGCUGCCCAUCUUCUCCAUUGUGGCCCCUGUGGUGCAGCUGGCCCUGGACAACGUGGAGAGCAAGGAGGCGGAGUUCAUGAAGGCGCAGUUCCAGAAGGUGCGAGAGCGGCUGGAGGUCGUCUCCGAGGAGAUCCGCCGCGUCGACCAGGAGAUCAGGAAGAGCGGGGCGGACGCAGCCUACUUCUCGGUGGAGGAGAACCUGAGCAAUCAGUUCCGCAAGUUCAUGGACGUCCUAAACGCCAAGCCCAAUUUCCGGGAGGUCAAGAAGGAGAUCUUUCUGGAGCACUUUGCAAAGACCGGGGGCGACAAGAACCUGCACACCCUGUACGGCGCUGUGACAGGGGACAACUUCUCUGGGGAGUCGGUGCUGGAGAUCACCCUCAACUACCACGAAAAGAGUCGCCGGGCCGUGGAGGAAUUCUGCGCCCGUCUGAAGAACCUCUUCUGCCUGGGGCUCAUCGCCCUGGUGGGCCAGGCGGCUCUGAAGGGGACCGGUGAGGAAGAGGACGUCCUGAAGGACUGGGGGGAGAGGAUGAGGCUCAUGGAGGAGAAGAUGAAGGCGGCGGUCGAGGUCUGCAAGGCCGGCUUCGCCGAGCAGGCCAAGCUGGACGUGGGGAAGCGGCUGAAGGAGUGGAGCGCCGAAACCCCGGUUGACCUCGCCAGCAACGUCGCAAAGUUCCUGAACCGAAAGUAUGACUGGGUGUCCUGGUUGGUCAGGGCCUACACCCCCACGAGGGGCUGCUUCGGCGGCCUGGCGCGUGGGGGCAAGGACGAGGCCGUGUGCGGGGGAAACCACUUCACCUUCGAGGGCUCGGUUCGGGUGGUGGUGUCCUACAGCCCGAAUCCCGUCGGCUUGGACGAGGGCGGCCUUCGCAGGCUGAUCGAGGGCCAGGGGCGGAGGACGCGGGACCUGGAGAAACUGGCGAGCAGGAUUCACGCCGGCCUGCCGCAUUGCCUUGUGCACGUGGUCCACCGCCGGUGGGAGGUGGCUGUCGAUUCCAGCAGCUUCCCCGGUGACUGUCAGUAUUGCCAGCAGUACAGGAACGCCCGUAUCUACAUACACGCAGAGUGACUUGCCAACGUUACCCACGGCACAGGACAAACCCGUCUUUACAUACAGUUGACUGAAGGGAUCACUCACAUCUCCAUACAGUUUGACUGACUGGGGACGUCUUGUUGACUGACUGGGGAUUCUUUUAUUAAUUUUUAAAUGUCUUCAUGGUCUUGCCCCACUUUACCUCAGUGAUAUGACUGUAAAGUAUAUUCUGGCUAGGUCACUUAGAUCAUCUGACAGCAAUAUGCUGGUCAUUCCUAGAACCCAGUUGAAAAGUGAGGAAUCUGCUUUUAGUUCCUAUGGCCCCAAACUCUGGAAUUCUCUCACAGAAAACCUUAGAGCCAUCAACACUGUCAGCAGUUUUAAAAAGAAACUUAAAACACAUCUAUUUACUGUUGCUUUUAACUGUUGCUUUUAACUUUUUUAUAUAUAUUAUUAUAUUAUUGUUUUUUAAUAUAAUUUAAACCGAUUCUGGUUUUGCUAUUUUGCUAUCUUUUUUACUAUUUUCUGUAAAGCACUUUGUAAACUUUGUUUUAAAAUAUUUGCUAUACAAAUAAAGUUUAUUAUUAUUAUAGUUC